GAUUGUUCUCUUGUUUCUUUCCUCCCCUUAUAUACACAACCUCUGUCACCGUACACAAACACGCCCCUAGCUUCCACCUACGGUACCAUCAGUACUCCCACCCUCCUUAUAAUCCCGUACCUCGCCAGCUCAGACUCGUGCCUCCCCUCGCCCCUCCACCGCCAACCACACCACCGCUAUAUCUUUCAACAUGACCGUCGACGCUCAGAGCAAGACCAACUUCAAUGUUCCUGAAGCUUACCAGCUGCAAGAGGUAGUCGGCGAGGGUGCCUAUGGCUUAGUAGUCUCGGCUACCCACGUUCACACUGGCACCAAAGUCGCCAUCAAGCGCAUCACCCCGUUCGACCACACCAUGUUCUGUCAACGGACUUUGCGAGAGAUCAAGCUCCUGAGGCACUUCCGCCACGAGAACAUCAUCUCCAUCCUCGACCUCAUCAAACCCGCCUCCUAUGCCUCAUUCACUGAAGUCUACCUCGUCCAAGAACUGAUGGAGACUGAUCUACACCGAGUCAUCCGAAGCCAGGAUCUCUCCGAUGACCACUGUCAAUACUUUGUCUACCAAACUCUGCGUGGCCUCAAAGCCAUGCACUCUGCCGACGUCCUCCACCGAGACCUCAAACCCUCCAAUCUGCUCCUAAACGCCAACUGUGAUCUCAAGAUCUGCGAUUUCGGCCUCGCCCGUUCGUCGGCAAAGAAGGACCCGGGGGCGGAGACGGGGAAUGGGUUCAUGACCGAGUAUGUUGCUACGAGGUGGUACAGAGCGCCGGAGGUCAUGCUUUCGUUCCAAGAGUAUACCAAGGCGAUCGAUCUUUGGAGUGUGGGAUGUAUUCUUGCAGAGAUGUUGACUGGCAAGCCCCUCUUCCCUGGACGAGACUACCAUCACCAGCUUUCUCUGAUCCUCCAAGUCCUCGGUACCCCGACCAUGGACGACUUCAACGAGAUAACCUCUCAGCGCUCUAAAGAUUACCUCCGAGCCCUCGAGUUUACCCGGCGCCAGGACUUUGCGACCAUCAUCCCCAAAGCCAAGCCCAACGCCCUGGACCUUCUCCGCAAGACUCUGACGUUUUCUCCGACAAAGAGGAUUACGGUGGAGGAGGCUCUCAACCAUCCUUAUGUCGAGGCAUACCACGACAUGAACGAUGAGCCCGCUUCGGACCCCCUCCCCGCCGGAUUCUUCGACUUUGAAUACUCUCAAGACAAGCUUUCCCGAGAUCAAUGGAAACAGAUGAUCUACAACGAAGUCACUCGAGAGGUCAACGAAGUCCUCAAGUCAUAAAUUGCAUUCUUCAUAUUGCAUACGGCGAAGAACACAUGGCGGGGCUGUGUGGGCGCCUGGAGAUUGGUGUUGGUCAGAGGGUCUUAAUUGUUCUUAUGCUCUAUUGGCAUUGUUUAUCAUUGUGUGAUAUAUAUAUCCUUAGUCGUCAUCUAUAUACCCCAGUCUCGUCCUCUUUAUUCCUAGUAGUCGUCGUUCUUGGAUACCCCCCACCUCGUUACUUCUUGCGGAUACCCUCAUUUAUUUUGAGAUAGCUUCUUCACUCAUUCAGAAAUGUAUCGUGUCCCGUACCAA
Messenger RNA from Cryptococcus amylolentus CBS 6039, 1567 nucleotides. RefSeq names its product mitogen-activated protein kinase CPK1. NCBI's taxonomy places the organism in Eukaryota, Fungi, Basidiomycota, Tremellomycetes, Tremellales, Cryptococcaceae. The record is from RefSeq and is a predicted model, not a curated record. Gene Ontology annotation, biological process: intracellular signal transduction; protein phosphorylation. Bases 191 to 1276 code for a protein of 361 amino acids. Gene Ontology annotation, cellular component: nucleus; cytoplasm. Gene Ontology annotation, molecular function: ATP binding; MAP kinase activity. The transcript is spliced from 10 exons.